UGUUAUUCUUUAAUUUUUUUGUCAAAAAUUCCCUGAAUUUUUUAGUAGUGUAGUAUAAGUCAAAAUGAUCACAAUUAGACAUUUCAUAUGUGUUAUUGUUUACACAAAAUUUUCAAUUUCCUUAGACCCUUUAGAAUUGCACUGUAAUUUCUCAAAACAUUUGUUUAAUUAUUUCAAACAUAGUGAAAAAUAUUUAUAUAACUUUGAAAAUAACAUUUCUGAACUUGAAUUAAGAAAUUAUGGAACAGCAGUACAAUCUCAUGGUGAAAUUGUUAUGAUCAUGUUAGAUUCAUUACAAGAAAUGGACGAAGAGUAUAUCGCAUCGGAUAUAAUGACCAUAAAUUUAUACUUAAACAACGUUUCAGGAUCAAUAAAUAUGAUUGCUAAAGAUAAAAAUGGUGAGUUCAGUAGAUCUGAAAGCUCUCAGAAUUUACUUGAAGGCUAUAAAAUAAUUCAUCGUUCAAUUGUAGAACGAUUGGAAUAUUUUUUAAAUGGAAAUUGUUUAAAUAUAACAGUUCAAAAAUAUUUCAUAUCCCUGUCUAAUUUUAAAGAACCAUUCAAAUACAGCCCGAACGUAUUGCUUAAAGAACUCGAAAAACUCAAUAGUAGAAUAAUUAGUAGUAUGAAUGAAUAUUUGACUUUGAGAGAUAUGUUUGUGGGAACAGAUAAUAACAUAUUAAAAAAAUAUUGUAAGAUAAUAAAGCAUUUGGCGAAAUCUUUUGAAAGAAAAUCAUUCUAUUUUUUUAAUCCUAAAAAUGUCCUGUUUUAUGAUUUUAUGGAAAAUCGUUCUUGUUUUUCGGAGCUAGACCUUAUAUCAGGUUCCCAAUCAAGACAGUAUGUUAGAUAUAACAGUGAUAAUCAACUAAAUGAUGUUUUAGACAUGAUUCGAUAUGCCCCUUUGAAAAUAAAAAAUAACAAUAUAUAUGAAAUAAAGUUAUUAGAUAUAUUUCGUUUCAUCAAGUUCGAUUUUGAUUUGAAAAAUAUACUACUAUUUAAAAAAUUAUUAAAUACAGCAACGGUUCGUCCAAUUAUGGUAAUGGUACAUUUUUAUUUUGUAUUAGUUAGAAAAUACGUUUUAAAUUCUAAAUUUAAAAACGAUGAAUUAAAAUACGCGAUGAAAUAUAAAAUCAUUGAAAUGGGUCAAAAUAUUGUUGAAAUAAUAAAAUCCUUUAUGGAUAUGGAUUUAUUUGGAAAAUAUCUUACAAUUUACAUCUUGCGUAAUUUUAAUAAGACGUACGAACUUAUUUCAUUGUUCUCAAAUCACAAUGAUUUGUUUUCUACUAAAGAAAUGCAAUCAAUUUCGAAAUUUUUCAAAGAUUAUAUGAAAACACACUAUAUGAAAAUAAAUAGAUUAAGUAAAAGUAUUGAUCAAUUACAGAUAGAAAAUGUCAUAGAAAUCGAUAUUGAAGACUUUUUUGAUUUAGUGAUUGUGGAAAUAAAUAAAAUUACUUUAUUGGUUUCAGAAUUGAAAAAAUAUCAGUAUUGUUUUGUGGCUGCAAAUAAAUAUAUUCAUAUAGAAUUCAUAGAUAUGCAUACAUUUAAAAUUAUUUUCAAGCAUAAAAUACCAUUUGAACAAUUAGGAAAUUAUGAAGACAUAUAUCGACCACUAUAUUUUCCUGGUGUUAAUGCAACUAAAAUAAAGAGACAUAAUAGUGAUCAAUCAAGUGAUGAAAAUGAUGAGAUAAAUAAUGAUGACAAUGUUUUUGAUAAUGAAACUCAGUCAUAUUACACUCCAAUAUAUCUAGUUGAUUAUUUACUUUAUCAGUAAUUUUUUAAAUUUAUGUAUAUUAUAUAAAACAUAAUAUUUAUUAUAAACAAGUUAGAAAAAAUUUUAAUCAUGUAUUUUUUUAUAAUAUAUUCAUGAAAAUUAAUUAUUGAACCAAUAUA
Molecule: messenger RNA, 1887 nt
Organism: Daktulosphaira vitifoliae (grape phylloxera)
Lineage: Eukaryota; Metazoa; Arthropoda; Insecta; Hemiptera; Phylloxeridae
Exons: 2
Coding region: 65-1768 (567 amino acids)
Source: RefSeq, a predicted model, not a curated record